Poecilia reticulata (guppy) is the source of this 1910-nucleotide messenger RNA. RefSeq names its product cone RDH-like (gene crdhl). NCBI's taxonomy places the organism in Eukaryota, Metazoa, Chordata, Actinopteri, Cyprinodontiformes, Poeciliidae. The record is from RefSeq and is a predicted model, not a curated record.
AGCAGACCCGGUUCUAGUUUGUUGCGGUACAGAUCUGGUUCUGGCCCAGUUCUAUUUGUGUGGUUUUCUGCCAUUCUAAUCCUUCCGGUUCUUCAGCUGGUAACUGAUCCCAGAGCAGCUCUGAUCCAUAAUCUGCUCCAAUCUGUUAAUCCGUUGUCCUCUGGGUCGGUUCUGCUCAGCUCCACUCAGUCUGCGCCGACCUGCAGGGAUGGAAGCCGCAGCUCCAGAGGAGUUCCUGGUUCUGCCGUGGCCCGGCGGCGGGUCGGACCCAGGGCCCGGAGGCAUCCUGCUGACGUGUGGAGCCGCAGUGGGAGUCACUCUGAUCUGUGUGGUGGUGCUCAGGAAGUGGAUCGCAGGUGGAGUGUGCCGUUGUUCGGUCCGGUUGGAUGGGAAAACGGUUCUGGUGACCGGAGCGAACACGGGCAUCGGGAAGGAGACCUGCAGAGACCUGGCAGGGAGAGGAGCCCGGGUGGUGAUGGCCUGCAGGGACCUGAGCCGGGCCGAGCGGGCAGCGGACGAGAUCCGGCAGUCUACCGGAAACGGGAACGUGGUGAUCAGACACCUGGACCUGGCCUCCGUCUACUCCGUCUCACAGUUCGCCAAGGACUUCCUGGACAGUGAGGACAGACUGGACAUCCUGGUCAACAAUGCAGGUGUGAUGAUGUGCCCUAAAUGGAUCACAGAAGAUGGCUUUGAGACUCAGAUAGCUGUCAAUCACCUGGGUCACUUCCUGUUGACCAAUCUGCUGCUGCCUUUGCUGAAGAGCUCCACCCCCAGCCGUGUGAUCAACGUGUCAUCUAUUGCCCACCGGGGAGGUCAGAUCAACUUUGACGACUUGUUCUUCGGCCGGCGGCCGUACAGCGCGCUGGAGAGCUACCGGCAGAGCAAGCUGGCCAACGUCCUCUUCACCCGAGAGCUGGCUCGACGUCUCAGAGGUUCACACAAACACUACAGCAACCUUCGAGCCAGAGGUUCUGGCGUGUCAGCCUUCUGUCUUCAUCCCGGGGUGAUCCGGACUGAGCUGGGGCGCCAUGUAGAGGGCUGGUUCCCCCUGCUGGGGGCGCUGCUGAGGCUUCCUGCCCUGCUGCUAAUGAAGACUCCCUGGGAGGGCAGCCAGACCAGCGUGUUCUGUGCCGUGACGCCGGGCCUGGAGGAACUUUCAGGCCGAUACUUCAGUGACUGUGCAGAGAAGGAGGCGGCGCCGGAGGGACAGGACGAUGAGGCAGCCUGGAGGCUGUGGGAGGAGAGCGCCCGAUUGGUCAGACUGACGGACACCUGCUGACCUGCUGGCUGACACAGGAAGAGACGACAGCAGUGCCCCUCUGCACAGAGCGAGGAASAACAUUCCCUUCAGGUCCAAACAGGACCGGUGCUUAAGUGGUCCGGUCCAACCCAGGAAACAAACGUUCCYCUAGUCUGGUACCAAGUUGAACCCGAGGUCGUUGAACCGGCCCCGACCGGUUGACAGAAAGAAACCAGCUUGACUCUGAAGCUUCCUUGUCCAGCUUGUUGUAUCAUCCAAAUUGCUUCCUCCAGGACUGACGGCCCGUUCACCCCAGAACCGCCUGGUACCUUCAAACGGAACGGAUCCCUUCUGGUGUCUGAACCUUUGAACUCUGGUCCAGCUGAAAACUCUAURGUACACCUGGACAGCUGGACAGGAAGUGCUGUCUGCUUCAUCAACGUAGGUGGUAAAACGUGUAACCAUAGCAACAUGUGGCAUCCUGUGUGCAGACCACUGGUUGGCCGGUUCCACGGUGCCGGACAUCUUCAUGGUCCCUCCAGAACCUCCCCUUUCAUGUUUCUUUGAUUUUCUGUCUGUUUCUCCCUCGAUGUGUCUGAAACAGGAAGUCUUUACUGAGCAUGCUCCAACUGUUGGUUGGUAAUAAAGAUGUUUAUUACCAGAUGUU